Cynoglossus semilaevis (tongue sole) is the source of this 6442-nucleotide messenger RNA. It is a transcript of the gene btbd7, whose product is annotated as BTB (POZ) domain containing 7. Gene Ontology annotation, biological process: morphogenesis of a branching epithelium. The transcript is spliced from 11 exons. Gene Ontology annotation, molecular function: protein binding. Bases 504 to 3887 code for a protein of 1127 amino acids. NCBI's taxonomy places the organism in Eukaryota, Metazoa, Chordata, Actinopteri, Pleuronectiformes, Cynoglossidae. The record is from RefSeq and is a predicted model, not a curated record.
AGCUUGCAGUGUGUAGCGUUGGUUGGGAUAGGCCAUAACAACCACCCAACAAGGCGUUGUGCUACUAUGGGGAAAAUACCGAACCGAACCGAGAGUGUAAAACGGUUUCUGUUUAGUUUUUACUCGAGCUAAAUGCUAGAAAAAUUAAGCGAAAAGUGGAUGCAAGUGCUGCCGGUUCCGUUCGGCUUCGGAUUUGGACGUUGACGUCGAACUGUGCGUAAUGAGCAGAGUUGGAAAAAGAAGGUGUUGAGCUGCGUUUUUUUUCUGCCUCUGCCAGGGACAACUUGGGUCGGAGUACGGACUAGGCUGCGGGCUCGAACGAAGAGAACUGAUGACCACGGAGCUCCGCACUUUUCGGUACGACAGGCUGGGCCUGGGGCUGUGAAGAUGCCUCAGCGGAUCUGUGCCUGACCCACCACUGAAGACUGAGAGGACUACGCUGUCUGAGCAGAAUGACUCAGCAAGAGGGGGGGCCCCCAGAUAGCAAGUGAAGAGAAGUGAGGAUGGGUGCCAAUGGAUCCAGCUAUCCACACUCAUGCUCCCCGCGCUCUGGGGGGAACGGACAGGCACAGCAGACAUUUAUAGGGACCUCAUCCUACUCUCAGCAGGGUUAUGGCUGGGAGUCAAAGCUGUACAGCCUUGAGCAUGGCCACGAGCGUCCCACAGACAGGAAAAAGAAAAGCCUUGGUCUGGCCACCCUCAAACGGAGGUUCAUCAAAAGGAGGAAGUCCAGCCGCUCAGCAGAUCAUGCACGACAAAUGCGAGAGCUUCUGUCAGGAUGGGACGUCCGUGACAUGAAAGCCCUGGUGGAGGAGUAUGAGGGUACAGCUGCCCUCAAGGAACUGAGCUUCCAGGCCAGCCUGGCCCGUGCCGAAGCCCCUAACUUGCAGCGAGAUCUCGCCGCCCUCUACCAGCACAAGUACUGCACAGACGUGGAUCUCAUUUUCCAAGGUACCUGCUUCCCAGCUCACCGGGCCGUCUUGGCUGCCCGCUGCCCAUUUUUCAAGACUCUGCUGUCUUCUUCCCCUGGCUAUGGAGCAGAGGUCCUUAUGGACGUGGAGACGGCAGGCAUUGAUGUGCCAAUGUUCUCGGCCCUGCUUCACUACUUAUACACAGGGGAGUUUGGUGUGGGUGGUGCAGAGGAUUCAAGGCUUCAGAACGUGGAUGUACUGGUGCGGCUGAGCGAGGAGUUUGGAACACCUAACUCUCUGGAGGCAGACAUGAAGGGCUUAUUUGACUACAUGUGUUAUUAUGACGCUCUGCUCAGCUUCUCCACAGACUCUGAGAUGAUAGAGAGCUGUAACGAGAGAGGAGCUGCAGCUGCGGCCCCAACAGCGGGCGCAGCGGGCAGCGGGGCACCCAUGACCCCGGAUGAGGACCUCAGGGCACACAAGGCAGUCCUCUCGGCACGCUCCCCUUUCUUCAGAAACCUUUUGCAGCGACGUAUUCGCACCGGAGAGGAAAUGACUGAGCGCACGCUGCAGACGCCCACCCGCAUCGUGCUGGACGAGUCCAUCAUACCACGGAAAUAUGUGCAGGUUAUUCUCCACUGCAUGUACACAGAUGUGGUGGAGCUCGGCUUGGUGCUCCGGAGCAGCCCCUCGGCAAGCAGCCUGGGUGAGGUUCAAGCUCUGGUUUCAGGAGGCCGUGGGGCCAGCACACGCACCGAGGAGGCCAUGGAGCUGUACCACAUCGCUCUGUUUUUGGAGUUCAGUAUGUUGGCUCAAGGUUGUGAGGACAUUGUUUUGGAAAGCCUGGCGCUGGAUUCACUGGUCCCCAUCUUGAAGUGGAGCUCCCAGCCCUACGGCUCAAAGUGGGUCCACAGGCAGGCCAUGCACUUCCUCUGCGAAGAGUUCAGUCAGGUCGUGUCUUCGGACGUUCUCUACGAGCUCGGCAAAGAGCACCUCCUCAGCGCAAUUCAGUCAGACUACCUGCAGGCGAGUGAACAGGACAUCCUCAAGUAUGUUGUUAAGUGGGGCGAGCAGCAGCUUAUUAAGAGGAUGGCAGACAGGGAGCCCAACCUGUUAAGUGGCACAGCUCACAGUGUGAACAAGAGGGGAGUAAAAAGGAGAGACUUGGAUGUGGAGGAGCUAAAAGAGAUCCUGUCUCCCCUGCUGCCCUUCAUCAGAACCGAGCACAUCCUACCCCACAACAGCGACGUUCUCACGGACGCGUUAAAACGGGGUCUGAUAAGCACCCCUCCCUUGGACAUGCUUCCCACUGCUGAGGGCGGGAAAGCCAACGACUGGUUACGGCAGAAGAAUGCAGGCAUCUACGUGCGUCCCCGUCUGUUCUCUCCUUAUGUGGAGGAAGCGAAGUCUGUACUUGGUGAGAUGAUGGUGGAGCAGGCGGACAUGGCGCGUUUGCGCUUAGUGCGUAUGUCGAAUGUCCCAGACACACUCUACAUGGUCAACAAUGCCGUGCCUCAAUGCUGUCACAUGAUCAACCACCAGCAAAUAGCAGGAAGCUCAACAACAGCGCCCUCAGUUGUGGCCAAUGAAAUCCCAGUGCCACCACUGUCUGUGGUGAAGGACAUGAUCCGCAGGCUCCAGGAGCUGAGACACACGGAGCAGGUCCAGAGAGCGUACGCCCUCAACUGCGGCGAAGGAGCCACGGUCAGCUACGAGCUGCAGCUGCGAGUGCUGAGGGAGUUCGGUCUGGCAGAUGGAGCCACAGAGUUGCUGCAGAACCCAUACAAGUUCUUCCCUGACGAACGGUUUGGAGAUGAGAGUCCAAUUCUGGCUCUGCGCCAGGUGGGUCGAUGUCGGGUAAACAGCAGCCCAGCCAUGGAUAGCAUGUUCACAGAGCUGGAAGGAGUUGCUGGCUUCCACCCUCCUCUUCCUCCCCCACCUCCUCCCUACCAUCCUCCCGCCACACCCAGCCACGCGCAGCUUAAGGGCGCUUGGCGACCCCGUGUUCCCUUGCCAACCCCCACCCGUUCCUUUUCCUAUCCCUGCAACCGCACCCUGAACCAGCGCCAUGCAGCUGCCAAGCAUGGCAGCUCAGAGUACUCCUCCUCUGUGCCCAGGCCCCAGCCCCCAGACUGCACCAACCCGCAGGCCAUGGGCCGAGCUUUGCUUUCUGAUCAGCAAGCGAUGGGCUUGGAGCCCGUAAUGAGGGAGUUCAUGCCUGACAUUGCACUGGGGGUUUCAGUCAUGUCGCUGAGGGAGCAGCACAUGGUGGAGAUGGACAGAGACAGCCCUCACAGCCCAAUGGGUCCCUCAGGUCAUCAUCUGCCUCACGGGCCCUGCCCUUCUGCCCGCCACAGCCACAACCACAGCCACAGCCACGGCCACGCUCCUGGUCACGGGCACUCCUGUAAGAGGCAUGCUCCUGAACCUAAGCUGGAGGCUCAGGCUGAGUUCCCCGAUCUGUAUGACUUCUCCUGCCGACCCGCAACACCGACAUCCGCCCACCCUCUGCCCUCCUUCGUAGGACCGGACCUCUACAGUCACAGCUGCACCCCCUCCAGCCCUUAUCCACCACCUUACAUUUCAGACUCUCAGUCCCAGGGCCACCUGCAGGGACGGACUGCUCCUUCAGACCCGCUGAGGCUCGAUGUGCUCAGUAUGACCUCUCAGAGACACGAUGGAGUCCUCGCCAGUCCGUCUGGGGCUCAGCCCCGAAUGGCGCACAUUUCAAGAGGGAGAUCAAAUGAGACAGAUCUGACCCACGGCUUGGGCCAUUUGCGGUCGCCCAGCGGUAACAUGGACAGCUACGAGGAGAGGCACAUCGGACUCAGAGAUGCACAGGAGGACAUGGUCCUCUCUGGAGAAUCGCCAGGUUCCGUCCAGCAGCCUCACAGGAACAGUGUCAGUGAGGAGAUCGCCAGAGACCGCAGGUCACCCAGCAAACCCGACUACCCCUAUAAGAAAUCCGCACUUUAACCCCAGCCAAGGGCUCAGGGUUGAUUUAAGAAAAAGGGAAAAAGUGAUUUGUGCUUGUCCAUCAUAAUGGUCUGCAAAGCACUAGUGUGUGUCUGGGUGUUCAGUGUGUGUGUGUGUUUGACAAGAGCGGGGAAAAAAGGGGUUUAGUUGAUGGUUUGCUAUUUAUAGGCUCUGUUCUUUUGUCCUACCUCUAUCACUCUGUGCCAUCAGUCACACAGUCAGGGCGUGGAAAGAGGAAGAUCUAUAGGUCGACAGUGUGUAUAACAUGCUAUAACAUACUCUGUGUACGUCUGCUCUGAAUGGCUGUUUUUACAGGAUGACUCAGGCUCCACUGGGCUGGUCCGGAUUGUAGCGAGUGAUUGUGUGUUGAAGGUGUGUUAAUCCUGCACGAUGAGGUCGAAAAACUAGAUGCAGCUCAGUUAUGUUGAACAAAGACUCCAUUCAUCGGCUGCUCUGUCGCUUGAUUAUUUUCAGGAUAGAAUAGGAAGAUGGCUGCACGGAGAUCUCACUUUACACAGACAAACAACGGCAACCAGUGCAGAACAGAGUAUUGUGGCGAAUUGAUAUGUAAAUACAUCUGGCUGUUCUCUUUCCUCCCAUGACUUGUGUUUCCAUUUCUUCCUGUAGCAUGCCUACAGCAACGCACCUGACUAGUUUUCCCCCUGCUGGCUGUGGUUCUGCAGGGCCGCUGAGUAAUUGGUCUAGGUUUGGUCACACAAAGCAGGAAUUGGAUCCGACAGGAAGUAGGUCAUCAGAGCUCGUCAUCCUCCAGAAAUCCACUCAGAUAAUUGUGUUAGGCUUCAGCUAUCACAGUCUCUCAGUGUCUAGCUCCCAGGCAGGAGCCUGGUAGUUUUUUUGUUUUUGUUUUUUUUUGUUUUUUGCUGAGGACAGGAAGGAGCAGGAGGAUCAUGGAUAGGUCUGUUAGUAGAAAUAAAAAUAAAAGGGUGCCAUGGCAACUGACUGUCAUGGGGUGUGUAUGUUUGCAGCUGGAGCAGGUGUUCUGUGCGUGCGGGUGUGUGUGUGUGCAUGAGGACAACUUUGAUACACACAGGUGUUUAGACAAUCUCAGUACUGUACACUCCCAUCUUCCGUCAGGUCUGUUUGUACAUAUCAGAGCGUCUCUUUAGCACAGAGCGGUGGUCAGUCUGCAGAAGUUCCCUGGUCUGUUUAUCACUAGCAGCAAGUAAUCUAACGUAACAGCCUUAACCAGAGCUUGGAAUAUUCAGUUGUUAGCUGCAUUUAUUCACUUUAGCAUGAUGUCAUUAUAUCACAGCCCCUGUUAAUGGUUUAUUUGACUGUUCUGCUCACCACACAUUCAUUUACUGCACACGAUCUUUGCAGUAGAGCGGGUUUUCAUCCAAACCCAGAUGCUGACGAACGCACGUAGACACCAUCUCUCACCUCAUGGACAAUUGUGGACCAGCAUAUUCAGUACUGUCAAAUAUACUGUUAAAAGUGCCGCAGAAGCUGUAGCUCCAAAACCCUGCAAGUCCAUGCAUAAAAGCCGGUCGCGACCAGCAGCUGGCGCACAACCUCACAUAAACGCAUAUACGUUGCACUGUAGGAGCCGCCUGUUCAGUAGCAGAAGGGGAAAUAGAACAAAUAUGAAUAUCGGACAAAAAAAAAAAAAUUCAAAAUAACAAUAUGGUCUCGUAUUGAUGAGAAGUUGGCGAUUGCGGGCUCAUAUCUCCAGUGGUAAAUUGUAUAUAAUGGAUUGAGCUCCAACGUGUUCUGAUGAAUUUUUAUUGGUUUCCAUCAUAUUUUAGUGUUUGUUGAAGCUUCUUUUUUUUUUUUUUUACUGUAGUGAACAACACUGUGUAUCUGUCUUUGUCACGAUCUCUCACUAAGAAUGUGUGGUAUAAAAUGAAAUGAUUGUGUCCGAAUCCAUUAUGUUUCUAAAUGUCAGACUUUUAGAGCAGUCUUUUCAGUGUCGUGGGUGGUUUUUGGACUUCUAUGUUUGUACAAACGUCCUUCCAUUUCUCUUAACUUCAAAAGUAAAAGGAACCUUUAAAGGAUCUGCUUAGCGGUAAUGACUUGAGCAAGCAGAAUAAUAUUUUACAGUAGGUUGCUUCAUAAGGAAAAAAUUCAAAACUUGUGAUGCUUCCCCAUGUUCUCGUUGGGUAGUCAUUUUAUUUUCCAGGACAAUGUUCAGUUGGAUUGAUGCUCUUGUUUUGCUCUUUGCUGUAGAAAAGUCAGUGCCUUCCCCCGCCUGCGGCCGGGCUUUUAUUGGAGAAGUGACUUCCAUGUCUAUGCAAGCUCUUUUCUACCAGCUGACCAGCCUGCAUCAAAGUUCUUUGGAAUCUCAUGUAGCUUGUUUUCGUGUACAGUGUUAUUUUUAGCACCUUUUUUUUCAGAAAACAGAAACAUCCUUAAUGUGUGGUUGCUUGUGUUGAAUCCUAACAGGUACGUUGUACUUGUAUUGUAGAGAACAUGUUUGUAGAUCGAUAUUGAGUUGCAUUUAGUUUCACUGAAUCUAUUUUUCUACUGUCGCCUGAAAGGGUGCGUAACAGUGGUAAACUUGGACAGACUACAAAAUAAACUGGUUUGAUAUUAAA